AUGACUGAUCCAAACAGCUCUCACCGUCUGUAUGACUUCAGUAAAAUGUUCGAUGAAGAAUACAACUACACUGACCUCACUGACUUUUAUGUGGAUGAAAAAACGCUUCUCUGUCCUCCCGUCACCAUAGCAGAUGCAAUCCACAUUUCAUUUUGUGUCUUUUAUAUUAUCAUCUUUCUGAUGGCCAUACCAGGGAACCUGAUUGUCGGCUACGUCAUUGGUUCAAACAGACGGUUGCUCUCUCCUUCGGAUGUCUACUUAUUCAACCUAAUGCUGGCCGACACUCUUCUGGCCCUAAUCUUGCCCUUUUCUGCAGUCUCCGUGCUGCAUGGUUGGGUGUUCGGCAAUGUCGCAUGCAAACUGGUUUCACUGGUAAAAGAAGUGAACUUUUACACCAGCAUCCUAUUCCUGGUGUGCAUUAGUGUGGAUCGCUAUAUGGUUAUCGUCCGAGCUUUGGAAGCUCAAAAGGAUCAGAGGAGACUGAACAGCGGGGUUGCCUGUGGAGUCGUGUGGGUUUUGGGAUGUUUCCUAUCGUUACCGUCACUCUACAACGAGGCUUUUUAUUCCAAUAUGGCCAAACAGACUGUUUGUGCGGAACGCUUCAAAGCAGAAAGCGCCGAUGAGUGGCGACUGGCCACUCGUAUUUUGAGGCACCUCCUUGGUUUUGUGAUACCUUUAGUGGUCAUGUUGACCUGCUACAGCAUAACAAUAGCACGGCUGUUGCGUACAAGGGGUUUCCAGAAACAGAGAGCCAUGAAAGUGAUUGUGGCUGUGGUUGUGGCUUUCCUUCUAUGCUGGACCCCUUUCCAUGUUGUGACAAUUGUUGACACUCUGCUGAGGGUCAAAGCAAUUAAAUUCAGCUGUUACACUCAAACAUCUGUGGAUGUUGCCAUGUUUGCUACCGAAAACCUAGGCCUCCUACACUGCUGUGUGAACCCCAUGCUGUACGCUUUUGUGGGCGAGAAGUUCAGAAGAAGGUUUCAGCAAAUGCUCUAUAGGAGAGGACUUCUGGAGCGUUUCCCGGUUUCCAGAUCUAGCACGUCUUCUUCGUCCAGCUUUCUGUAAGCUACCCCCACAAAACAUCCAUAUCUGGUCCAGUGUUGGACCAGAAAUUCUCGUUGACCAGAAUGGAGGCCUAGGUAGCUCAGUGGUAAAGACGCUGGCUACCACCCCUGGCGUUCACUAGUUCAAACCCCAGGGCGUGCAGAGUCAUAUGGGGUAACCUCCUCGUGGUCACUAUAAUGUGGUUUAAUCUUGGUGGAAUGCGUGGUGAGUUGAGCAUGGAUGGUGGAGGGUGUGAAGCCUCCAUACACACUAUGGCUCCAUGGCAACAUACUCCACAAGCCAUGUUAUAAGAUGCGUGGGUUGACAGUCUCAGACAGGGAGGCAGCUGGGAUAUGUCCUCCACCACCCGGAUUGAAAUCAUUAUGUGACCAUGAGGACUUAAAAAGCACAUUGGGAAUUGGGCAUUCCAAAUAUGGGAGAAAAAUAAAAAAAAGAAAUAAAUAAAAAGAAAUGCUCAUUGACCAAAGGAGGCUUUUAAAACACCCUCCAAAGCACAUCAAAUGCUGUUUUUUUAACAGAGAAUGGACUUCAAUAAAUGUAAACUGCAAUCAACCAAUGGAAACAAAACAUGCUGUAAUUGCCAUGCUAUUGUUGGUCAAAAAUAGUAUAACUUUUCCUAUAGGUCCUAUAAUAUUGGGGUGGCUGUGGAUCAGGUGGUAGAGCAGGUUGUCCACUAAUCGAUUGGUGGUUUGAUUCCCGGCACCCUUGACUCCACAUGCCAAAGUGUCCUUGGGCAAGUCACUGAACCGUUUCUGGAAGUGAAGUGAAUGGAGCCAGUCCAUAAACAAUUAAAUACGUUACACAAUGUUUCAAAAGUACAGUCACUAGAGUUAAAAAUGGCAUAUAUGUUAGAAUGAUUUUAAUGUGAUAAAAUCACUUACAGGGUGUACAGGCAUUGUGUCAUCAUGGCACAACAUUUUUAAUAUUUGAUACAUUUACAAUUUGGUUAGUAGUUUGAUAAGCAAUUUUAUCACACUAAAAUUAUGUUAAAGGAAUAUACUGGGUUAAGCUCAAUUGACAGCAAUUACACAAUAAAGUUGAUUAGCACAUACAAAAAAUUUCCACUCAUCCCUCCUUUUCUUAAAAAAAGAAGAAGCAUAAAUGGAGGUUACAGUGAGGCACUUACAAUGGAAGUGAAUGGGGGCAAUUUUUUGAGCGUUCAAAGGCAGAAAUGUGAAGCUUAUAAUUUUAUAAAAACAUUAAUUUAGUUCUGUUAAAACUUGUGUAUUAUUUGAGCUGUAAAGUUGUUUAAAUCUUAAUUUUUGUGGUAGCUUUAGGGCUUAUAGCAUUACUUUGUCAUGGCAACUAAGUAAAAUUGGAUAAAACUUUGCACAGAAAAGGUUAGUAAGCGAUUUUAUCAUACUAAAUCAUGUUAACACGCAUAUUGUUUCUGUCUUGUGAACUUUUGAAACAGUAAGUAUUUUAAUGUUUACAGAUUGGCCCUGUUCACUUCCAUUGUAAAUGCCUCACUAUAACCUAGAUUAGAUUUGCAUUACUAAUGCAAUGUUUUACAUGAAGUGCCUGGGGCCAGGCAGUUGUGUAAUGGGCCUUUAGACAGACAUAAUGAGAGCAAAGCUUCUCCAUGCAAAAUGUAUAGUGGAUUCAUGUUUUGUAUGAUUGUUAUUGAUGUAUUUUCUAAUUUGUAAGUUAAUAAAAAUUUACAA
Messenger RNA from Xyrauchen texanus (razorback sucker), 2729 nucleotides. RefSeq names its product C-X-C chemokine receptor type 1-like. Gene Ontology annotation, molecular function: C-X-C chemokine receptor activity. The coding region runs from base 1 to 1065 and encodes 354 amino acids. Gene Ontology annotation, cellular component: membrane. NCBI's taxonomy places the organism in Eukaryota, Metazoa, Chordata, Actinopteri, Cypriniformes, Catostomidae. The record is from RefSeq and is a predicted model, not a curated record. Gene Ontology annotation, biological process: immune response; neutrophil chemotaxis; G protein-coupled receptor signaling pathway. The transcript has 2 exons.